Messenger RNA from Chaetomium strumarium, 1515 nucleotides. RefSeq lists its product as uncharacterized. Gene Ontology annotation, cellular component: cytoplasm. The coding region runs from base 106 to 1194 and encodes 362 amino acids. The transcript has 8 exons. The record is from RefSeq and is a predicted model, not a curated record. Lineage: Eukaryota; Fungi; Ascomycota; Sordariomycetes; Sordariales; Chaetomiaceae. Gene Ontology annotation, molecular function: glutamine synthetase activity.
UGCUUUGUGUUUAUUCGUCGCUGCUUUCUUGCCCUCAAGUGACAUCUAAAAGUAUCGUCUUCUCUCACACCCAGAUACCCGAGAUACCUAAUUCACACCGCAGCCAUGGCGACAACAGAAUCCGCCGUUUCACGGUCCGACAUCGUCAAGAAGUACACCGAACUCGAUCAGAGAGGCAUCGUUAUUGCCGAGUACGUCUGGAUUGACUCUGAGGGCAACACCCGCUCAAAGACUCGCACACUUGAGCCUCGUGACGACGGCAAGCAAUGGGAUGUCGAAACAUUACCGAUUUGGAACUUUGACGGCAGCUCGACCGGCCAGGCUCCCGGCGAGAACUCAGAUGUUUAUCUGCGCCCUGUUGCCGUCUACCCCGACCCCUUCCGGAAGGGCAACAACAUUCUUGUCCUGACAGAAUGCUGGAACCACGACGGCACCCCCAACAAGUACAACUACCGCCACGAGUGUGCCAAGCUCAUGCAGGCCCACGCUGAGCAAGAGCCUUGGUUCGGCCUGGAGCAAGAAUACACCCUCUUGGAUCUCAACGACCGGCCGUAUGGCUGGCCUCAGAACGGCUUCCCCGCACCUCAGGGACCAUAUUACUGCGGUGUCGGCGCCGGAAGGGUUGUCCAGCGCGAUAUUGUCGAGAGCCACCUCCGCGCCUGCAUCUACGCUGGUGUCAAGAUCUCCGGCACCAACGCGGAGGUCAGCAAAUCACAAUGGGAGUUCCAGGUUGGCCCCUGCGUUGGCAUUAGCAUGGGUGAUGAUCUCUGGAUCGCUCGCUACAUCCUCGCCCGUGUGGCCGAGGACUUUGGCGUCAAGGUCUCGCUGCACCCCAAGCUCAUCCCCGGUGACUGGAACGGUGCCGGUCUGCACAGCAACUUCUCGACCAAGGACAUGCGUAGUGAGGGCGGUAUGGCGUCCAUCGAGGGGGCCAUCAAGAAGCUGGAGGGCCGUCACCAGGAGCACAUCGCCGUCUAUGGCGAAGACAACGAGAAGCGCCUCACUGGCCGCCACGAGACUGGCGCCAUUGACCAGUUCAGCUACGGUGUUGCCAACCGCGGGGCUUCUAUUCGCAUUCCUCGCGAGGUCGCUGCUAAGGGUUAUGGCUACUUUGAGGACCGCAGGCCCGCAAGCAAUGCGGAUCCUUACCGUGUCACCGGUAUCCUCAUGGAGACGAUCUUCGGUGCUGUCUAAUAAACAUGGGCGACUGUUUCUUGGGGUUAUUGGUUGCUGUGGGAGCAUAUGAAGUGUCCAGCAUGAUAUUGCGCUGAGUUCCACCAAAUGUUCUUAAUGCCCCUUCUUCCCACACAUCCCAUUACACUUUCGAUACCUGCCGCUGUCUGGUCUCCUCACGGGAUCCGACAUAACGGGAUAUGUUCAUUUAAAGGCGUUGUUGCCUGCUUCGCCAAUUUUGGUUCUAGGGUAAUGCAUGGCCCGUGUGGCCGAGAGAAGAUGGGGUACAGAUGCAUGUCAUAGACUAGGUUCUUACUGGGCGCCAUGGGGUUUUGGGAAACG